AAUGUAAAUAAUAACGUAAACUGAAAUCAAAUGCACAAAUACCGAAACAAGUAUCAAAAGUCAGUUGACAAUUAAUUGUCACUUGUUAGUAAGGUUAUCUGUUGAUCAUUAGAAAAAGGUAAACAAAUAGGUUGUGUUUGUUUUAUACUAUAAUUACAGUAUGUCAGAAGGCGGGAGUAGAAGUAACCACAUGAUUCUGGCAACUGGAGGCUAUGAUCACACGAUCAAACUAUGGCAGGCUCAUACCGGCAUGUGUACCAGGACAUUGCAACAUGCGGAUUCUCAAGUGAAUGCUCUGGCGAUAACUCCCGACAAACAGAUGGUAGCAGCUGCCGGUCACCAGCACAUUCGCAUGUAUGAUCUGAACUCGGCCAACCCCAACCCAGUAAUUAACUACGAUGGAGUCAACAAAAAUGUGACCGGGGUCGGAUUCCAGGAGGAGGGCAAGUGGAUGUACACGGCUGGAGAAGACAACAGUGCGCGUAUCUGGGACCUCAGGUCUCGGAACUUGCAGUGUCAAAGAAUAUUCCAGGUGACUGCCCCUGUGAACUGCGUAUGCCUCCAUCCCAACCAGUCAGAGUUGGUGGUGGGAGAUCAGACCGGUGUGAUCCACCUCUGGGACCUCAAGACUGAUCAUAACGAACAGCUGAUUCCAGAGGCGGAUGCAUCGAUUCAAUCGAUUGCCAUUGACCCUGAGGCUUCCUACAUGGCCGCUGUGAACAACAAGGGUCACUGUUACAUCUGGGGUCUGACCGGCGGGGUCGGCGAUGAACCCACCAAACUAAACCCCAAGCAGAGGAUUGACGCUCAUCAACGAUACGCUCUCAAGUGCAAGUUCAGUCCGGACUCCACGUUAUUGGUCACAACGUCAGCUGACCAGUCUGCCCGUGUGUGGAAGACUGCCGACUUCUCCCUGGUACAGGAGUUGAAGGUGGAUAACGGCCAGAGAUGGGUGUGGGACGUGGCUUUCAGUGCAGACUCACAAUACAUCAUCACAGCAUCUUCAGACAACAUUGCUCGACUAUGGAGUGUGGAGACGGGAACGGUCCAGAGAGAGUACACAGGUCACCAGAAGGCCGUCACUGCGCUGGCGUUCUCCGACCAGGUCAACUCCACUGAGUCCUCAUCUUGAGCUUAGAUGCUACCUCUGUAUCACCUAAACUCAUGUUUUGUACAAAAUAAGAAUAAUUAAAGAGUUAAUUAUUAAUCAAA
This is a messenger RNA of Homalodisca vitripennis (glassy-winged sharpshooter), 1212 nucleotides long. It is a transcript of the gene Lst8, whose product is annotated as target of rapamycin complex subunit lst8. The transcript has 8 exons. Bases 161 to 1132 code for a protein of 323 amino acids. Lineage: Eukaryota; Metazoa; Arthropoda; Insecta; Hemiptera; Cicadellidae. Gene Ontology annotation, biological process: regulation of actin cytoskeleton organization; TOR signaling. The record is from RefSeq and is a predicted model, not a curated record. Gene Ontology annotation, cellular component: TORC2 complex; TORC1 complex. Gene Ontology annotation, molecular function: protein binding.